CCAAAACCACCAAGCAACAAUGCCACCCCCCUCACCACCACCACCACCACCAGCAGGUGCAGAACCAGACCCAACACCCAAAACCACCAUAAUCGGCCUCUCCGGCCCCUCCAGCAGCGGCAAAACCACCCUCGCCCGCCUUCUCCAAAGCAUCUUUUCCAAACUCACCCCCACCUCCACCACCAACCCCAGUCCCAAUCCCACCACGAAUCUAAAAACAUUCAUCGUCCACGAAGACGACUUCUACCACUCCGACGACAAAAUCCCCCUAACCCCCCACCCCCGCGCCCCGCACCAAAACAUCCAAAACUGGGACACCCUCGCUGCAAUAAACACCCCCUUUCUAACCUCCUCAUUACAAUAUAUAAAAUCCCACGGACGACUUCCUCCGCGACUACGUUCAAAAGAAGAUUUGAAUGAUGUUGUUCCUCCUGACGUAUCGGAAUCAGUUAUUGAGGAGUUGAGGGGGGUGGUGAGGAGGAGGGUGCCUUCUUAUUACUAUGUUGAUGAGGGUUCCGGUGGAGAUGAUAGGGAUGGGGAUGGGAAAAGGAACCGGACGAUUGUGUUUCUGGAGGGGUUUUUGUUGUUUGCGCCUCCUAGGAUAGAGGCGCCGGAACAUGGAUUGAGAGAUGUGAAUGAUGUUAUGGAUGUGAGGUUGUUUUUGCCGGCUAGGUAUGAGAAUGUGAAGGAGAGGAGGGAGGGGAGGAGUGGGUAUGUGACUAUUGGGCCGGCGCCGACGGUGUCUAAUACUGGGGAUGGGGAUGGGGAUGGGGAUGGGGAUGGGGGUGAGGUGGAGCAGAAGGGGGAGGAGAAAGAGGAGGCAGAGGGGGUGGAUUUGGAGAAAGAGGAUGAUGGGCCACCGCAGAAUUUCUGGACGGAUCCGCCUGGCUAUGUGGAUGAUAUUGUAUGGCCGAACUAUGUACAGGAUCAUGCGUGGUUGUUGUUGCCCGAGGAGGGAUCGCAAAGAUUACCUACUGUUGAUACGCCAGAGCUGGUGCAUCUGGUGGGACAGGGCGUCAAUCUGAGGACGGACGCAGGCGUUACGGUCGCCCCCGGGCAAGGAACCGCAUCCAUCGUGGACAUCUUGAAAUGGGCUGUCGAGGAGGUACUGAAGCAUAUCGAAGAAACCGAGGAGCAAUGAGAAUACGGACACCGUUCGUGAGUAGUAUCUAACUAGAUAAAGAGCCUAGACUCUACCUAUCC
Messenger RNA from Aspergillus sclerotioniger CBS 115572, 1203 nucleotides. RefSeq names its product ribosylnicotinamide kinase. The transcript is spliced from 2 exons. Bases 20 to 1141 code for a protein of 373 amino acids. Lineage: Eukaryota; Fungi; Ascomycota; Eurotiomycetes; Eurotiales; Aspergillaceae. Gene Ontology annotation, cellular component: cytoplasm. The record is from RefSeq and is a predicted model, not a curated record.